This is a messenger RNA of Pieris brassicae (large cabbage white), 4184 nucleotides long. RefSeq names its product cilia- and flagella-associated protein 65-like. The record is from RefSeq and is a predicted model, not a curated record. The transcript has 26 exons. Lineage: Eukaryota; Metazoa; Arthropoda; Insecta; Lepidoptera; Pieridae. The coding region runs from base 199 to 4095 and encodes 1298 amino acids.
UAAUAUUGUGAUAAAAUGCUUGUAGAAUCCGCAUCUUUCUUAUUUCCUUAAAAAAGUUAUAACUAUUAAAAAGGUUAUAUGCGUUCAAACUCAAAGUUGUGACUAUUUUGACGCAAUCGAGUUUUCCUAGUAUAUAAAUAUACUUUAAACCAACAAGAUUUAAAUUAUUUUGGUUUGACUAUAGUAUUUUGUAUAAAAAUGCAAAAUACUUCGCUAGAAAGCAUUCCGGAUUCUAGAACUGUGGAUUUUGGGUGCGUACCCCUUGAUUCAAAGUUGGAGAAAUUUAUAACCAUACAAAACACUAGUUCGAAAGCGCUUACAUACCGCAUUUCGCACAUGUACAUACAGAACAACGUGGAUAGAGUCUUUAAAGUAGCAAUAACAACGAAACCUGUGGAGAGCCUUAGCAGCGCGGAAGUAACAGUUACCUUCAAGCCAAAUGUACCGGGCCAGUCUUUUACGGACUAUUAUUUAAUUGACGAUAUUUUGGGAAAUCUUUAUAGACUGACUGUCACUGGUAAAUGCUUUGGGCCCGACGUUAAUUUAAACAGACGAAAACUUGUGUUUCGGAUUUGUAAAAACGUGACGGAACAAAGGACAGAUACUAUAAGCAUCAUCAAUAAGUCAUCAAUAGACGCGCCUUAUCAAUGGCUUCUACCAACGACUGGACAAGGAUAUUUUCAAAUAUCAACAGGCGACUGCGGUGUGAUUCGUGCAUUCGAAACUAUAACGGCAACCGUAACCUUUUCCGGUAUGGCUCUCGGCAUUUACACUGCUGAGAUAGUUUGUCUUGUUUUAAACCAGGAACCGUUAUUUCUAAACGUUAUAGCUGCAGUAGUAUUACCAGGCAACCCUCUAUACAAUAUCAACGAUCACGUCUUCGAAAAGGGUUGGAAGCGGAAGCGUCGCUCAGUCCAUCUAAUGGAGAACAGCCUUAAUCGUCCAACUCAUAUACCAGCUGCCUCGGUGUAUGAGACAUACUUAGAUUUUGGUACCGGCAGUGUAAAGGAUAUAUCCUUGAAUAUAUCGCAGACUUUAUGUAUGACGAAUCAUCAGGUAGAUGAUGCUUAUAUGACGUGGCUUUUGGACCCAGACAAUGUCUUCUUAAUCGAUCCACUUGAAUCCAUUAUUCCUCCCAAUGAGUCUAGAUUAUUUACUAUUAGAUUCAGGCCGAAUUACGAAAAUGAAGCAUACGGUUUCCUAUUAUGUGGAGAUUGUCAGCAUAAAGUGUACAGCGAGAACUCGGAAGUUAAGAUCAAACAUUCGUGGUUUAGGAUUCCAUGCGUGGGAAAUACUUUGGCGCCAUGCACUGAGUGGAUUACUGAGUGGGACUGUCCAACAGAAGUUGUGUUGCCACCCACGGUGCCUGGGCGGACUUCGUUUGCGAAUUUUAUGUUAUCAAAUAAAUAUGACACACCCAUGCAAUUCAAGUUUGAGGCUCCAAACGAAACGAACUACGUGUUGAUACCCAUGUGCGGUAUCGUACAAGGGCGAGGAUGGCAAAUUAUAACUGUUGCUUUGGAACCGAAAUCUUUUGGCCAGUACUGCGAAACUUGGGAUGUAGUGAUCAACAAAUAUCAAAAAGCGCGUCUUUGCCUAUUUGGAAACGCGGAAACCAGCGAUGUGGAAGUAAUAUCUCACGGCUAUAAUCCAGCAACACACGCAAUGUUUGAAUUCCAGCCAACGAUCACUGGUUGUACUAAUUAUUGCACGGCAUAUUUUCAUAAUUUGACGAGGAUGAGUGUACACAUGCGCAUCCUCAACAGCGUGUCUUGGUUGGGAGCAGAUAACAAUGGUAUGAUUGUGUUAUCUCCGAAGGAAAUUCUUAGAUACCAUUGGUGGUUCUUCCCUAAGAAACACGAUAAUGUCUAUGAAACGACUGUCACUUGUUCUUGUAUUUGUCUCAUUGAUGACAGGCCAGUAGGAGAGCCAACUGAAAUAUUCAUACAUAUAAGUGGAUUUUCAGAACUGCCUGAUCUGAGGGUUUUGCCAAAGAAUCUGAAUCUCCACGACGCAGUGGUUGGAGACAGUGUACCGUUUAUAAUAACACUGUAUAAUUAUGGAUCUUGUUAUUUUACAUCGAAAUUGUAUCACGUGACAGAUGGAAUGGGUGAUGAUUAUAGUGGCGACAAAUUUGAAAUUGAUUCCGCUGUUAAUAGUUUAAAACCAUCAAAUCACUGCGAAGUGAAAAUGGUCGUGACAGCCAACGGAUCUGGGCCAAGGCAGGUGGAUGUAAAAUACACCGUGCUAUUUAGAACGGAAUUUGACGAGGUUCAGGAGUUGCAACCAAUUACGAAGACAAUAUGUAUUGUUUGGUACGACGGUAUCUACCCGACCAUAAAGAUAAAGAGAACAAUUUCCGCAAAAUGUCCGGUACUUUUAAGCAAUCAUUGCGUUUGGAACAUUGUCAAUGUCAAGGAACUCAACAGAGCAUUAGAAGAUUGUCGUCCUAAUAAAACGAUGAACGUGAAUUUAUACGGACCUGACCUAUGCCUUCGUCCAGAUCCAAUAGAAUUCAUUUUCGUAAUGGGAUGCGUGUAUAAUGUCCCCGUACCGUGGAGUUUGAAACGGGAGAAGAUAUGCGACUGUGAGAUGGUGGAAUUCCAAGUGGGCAUUUCCACAUAUGUCAUGAGGCAUACGUGUAUCCAUAGACCGUUGGUGGAACUGACGCCGGACAACGGUAUUGUUUCGCCCGAAUACCCUGAACUCUUACGUCUGAAGCUAUAUUAUACACUUGAAGGGAAGAAUACACUAUGUUAUGUUCUAAGGAUGCCAAAUCAACGUAUAAUCAACAUAUUCAUUCAUAUAUACACCCAUUCUAAGUCAAAAGGAGUUCUCGCGCCAUUAAGACGGAAUACAGAGAAUAAUGAGUAUUUGACCAUAUUGGAUUGUGGUAGAGUGCCUAUUAAUAAUCUCGAUCCAGUUAUACGGAUUUUAUGGUUAUACAAUCCGACCGACGUAUUUACAACAUGGCGGCUACUCCGAGGUAACACAACAUCACCGGAUACAGUCAUUCGGUGCUUGCAAUACUUUGCUGAAGUGCCUCCGCUUGAUAAACUAGCCAUUCCAUUCGCCUUUUUGCCCAGCGAGAUGAUUGAUUAUGAGAUGACGUUCUACUGCUCGUUCGGAUAUGACAUAGUGAAGAUUCUUGUGAAAGGGGAGGGCGGUCUUCCUAACUGCAUAGAAACCAGACUAGAUAUACCUAGCUAUGUUGAACAAAAAGUUCGCGCAGCCUAUACAGAUGACGUUGUGUACUUAUCAAAGGAUCACAUAACAUUGCCAGUGUUGCCGACUCAUUCGCUAUCAAGAGAUAUUUUAGCCAUUAAUAAUGACACAGAUCAUGUGUUGCGAUUUAUUUGGAUGCCCGAAAGGAUAGCGAAUAUAGUCAAUGUGGUAAUGACACCGUGGUGGGGAGUUUUGCAGCCGAAAACCAGUGAGUGGAUCACCAUGACUGUAUACACACUUCAAGAACCAGCGACAUUUACAACAACAAUUUCUUGUGAAGUUUUGGACUUGACUGAGCGAAGACGCUAUCAACGGAAUGAAUUGUUGAGGCGAAAUAAAACUGAAAAAUGCAACCAGGAAUUUAUAAUAACAGAGGAGGGCACGUUUCAUCCUGGUAUAAACGACUUCCCUCCCUAUGUAUUGGAUUUGAAGAAACCUCAACCGACAUACUUAUCCUUUACCGUGUCGGUGUGUUCCAAGGGUCAACGCGACGGAGUCCCAAAAAUGAUUAUAAAGCAAAUGUGGGAAAAGACACCUCCGUAUGAUUUGCAAUCGUCAGAUUUUAACGACUACGGAUUUUCCGGAAGCGGAACUAGCGGGAAUAAUAUGACUGUGUCCGAUAUUAUUAGAAUAAUUGAUGGAAUACUUUGGGAUGCAAUGCAUUGUAAAAUGUUCAAGUACCACUUAAAAUAUUACUCCAAGGAGGAUAUCCCCACUUACGGACAGGUGAAAAUUAUGGAUAGUGAUUCGAAGCCAGAUUUGAGUAGAAGGGUAACUUCAGGAAUUUGUGAUGCUAUUGUUAACAAGGCCGUUUUUCAUGUGUACGUCCUCAACACGAAGCACGAAGUUUCUAUCUUGGAAGCGGAAUAAAGGUAUAGGUCUAUUUGCUUUGGUGGCAAUUGUGCUUUUACUUUUUCAUGUGUAUUAACAAUUUUAUUAUAAUUUUACUUUAUUUAAAA